Molecule: messenger RNA, 1147 nt
Organism: Caenorhabditis sp. 36 PRJEB53466
Lineage: Eukaryota; Metazoa; Nematoda; Chromadorea; Rhabditida; Rhabditidae
Source: the annotation of a GenBank genome assembly
AUGGGAAAGUUCGCCAAGAUCAAAAAAGCGCAACAAGGGGAGACGGAGACUGCGCAGCAGAAAAUGGAGUGGGCGACCGCCGGAGCGAAGGAUUCGAGUUCCGACGACAGCUCCGACGAUUCGGACUCAGAACAGCCUACGGUGGCUCCGACCGAGGAGACCCGCAAAAGAGCCGAGCUGUGGACGAAUCGCGAGCGAGUGCUCGUCAUGUGCUCGCGCGGCGCCGACGUUCGUACCCGUCAUCUGAUGACCGACAUCAAGGCCCUCCUGCCGCACGCGAAGGGAGACUCGAAGCUGGAUCAGCAGAAGUCGUUGAAUGUGAUUAACGAGAUUGCGGAGAUGAAGAAUUGCACGAAGGUGAUGUACUUUGAGAGCAGAAAGCGAAAGGACACGUACCUUUGGAUGUCGAACGUCAAGAAGGGACCGUCGAUCAAGUUCCUGGUGCACAAUGUGCACACGAUGAAAGAGCUUAAAAUGUCGGGAAAUUGCCUGAAGGCGUCGCGGCCGGUGCUCUCGUUCGACGAUGCGUUCGACAAGAAACCACAGCUCAAACUCAUCAAGGCCAUGCUCAUUCAGGUUUGUCCAGAGAAAAGACAAUAGUAAAAGGUAUUUUCAGACUCUCGGCACUCCGAACCACCACCCACGCAGUCAGCCAUUCGUCGAUCACGUCUUCAACUUUUCGGUCGGAGAAGGCGACAAAAUCUGGUUCCGCAACUUCCAGAUCGUCGACGAAAGUCUUCAGCUGCAGGAGGUCGGACCUCGGUUUGUGCUCGAAAUGUCCCGCCUGUUCGCCGGCUCGUUUGAAGGCGCCGUUCUGUACGACAAUCCGAACUACGUGUCGCCGAACGUGCUCCGUCGCGAGCAACGCAAGGGACAGCACGCCUACAUCGAGAAGCAGUUGGCUGUGAAGGCGUCUAACGUGAAGAAGGCGCGCGUGACCGAGAUUCUGACCGAAAAGACUGAGGAUCCGGUCGGAAAGGUUGGUUUUGACGGGGGAAAAUCGGGAGAAUCAACGAUUUAUUUGCAGGAAUUCGACAUUCUGAGCAACGGAAACUCGGAGGCGGCUGCUCAGAUCUCGGCUCAAAUCGAGAAGCGUCGUGUGCGCAAGAAGAAGGUGCAGAAGGCCAAGUACACUGGCGGACAAUAA